Molecule: messenger RNA, 11802 nt
Organism: Bombina bombina (fire-bellied toad)
Lineage: Eukaryota; Metazoa; Chordata; Amphibia; Anura; Bombinatoridae
Gene: IL17RE
Product: interleukin 17 receptor E
Exons: 15
Coding region: 107-1990 (627 amino acids)
Molecular function (GO): interleukin-17 receptor activity
Source: RefSeq, a predicted model, not a curated record
GAAAACUUCCCCUUUGUUUACAAAUCCCAAAAGACACAAUUUACCUACAAACCUGAGCCUGCCCUCAGAUGCCCUCUCACUCUCCACUGUUUACCUCUGUGACCCUAUGAAGGAACGUCAGGAAUGUGACCCUUGUGUCCGAAUAAAGCUCUCAUUUAAUGUUAAAGAUUUUCCCAAGUUAAAAGGUUUUUCUGUGUCAAGUUUGGAGGAAAGCAUCAACAAAUAUAAGUCAUUUUACAUAUCAAGGAGAGGAAAAGGGAUUCCAGGGACAAGUUGGGAAUUCCAGUACGACUGCUUACUUGUUACACCUGGACAAAAUGUCAAUGUUACAGUUAGAACAGAUCCUGAGUUCAUGGAGAUUAGCAAAACUCACUUUGUUCUAGACCCCAAUACAAAACCCGAGUUUAAUUUUGAACAUUUUCCAGAGAAACAAGAGAUCACAGUGUCUUUAUCUCAGGGACCAGAUGCCACUGCUCGCUUGUGUUACAAAGAUUUUCUUUGUAACCCGUUGUCUUACGAAAUUCAGAAAGAGAUUACUACGUCUCAGAAUGUCACCCUUAAAUAUGAAUACUUUCUACCGUGUUUGUGUAUUGAGGUUUUUUACUCUUAUAGAGACAGCAGACGGAAUAGUGUAUGCCCCUUUGAAAAAAACCCAGAGGCCAAUGGGUUAGACUUGUGGGAAAUUGAAGACCUAAGCUUUCCCUUUGAAAAUGAGAUGGCAAUGCAGUUUGAUUAUCCAUGCUCCAAGAUGCUCUCUGUAUUUCUCUGUGAGAAGCGCAAAGACACCUGCAUUACAAUACCAGAUGCCAAAGUCAGCGUGGACGACUUAUUGAGAAUUCAGAGUGUGGACAUCAAUCCACAUUUGUGUCUUAAGGUCACUCUCAAGAACAAAACUCGUAUCAAGUGUCCUGGAAGAAGCGACUGGAAUGUCACUAUGGACGUACAGCAUUCUAAAACCGAACUCAACAUUGUCUCUGAAGUCCUCGGUUCAUUCAGUGCAGUAAUGUGCCGGCUAAACCUGGAAACUGGCAAAUGUGACCCCCAAACCCAGGAAUACACAGUUAAAAGACAACAUCAUAACAGUUCAAACGAGGUGCAUCUCUCUUUACCCACUUCCUCAAAAGGCAUCUGCGUGCAGGUUUGGCGUACUGAUGUCCAGUUUUCAUACAAGCGUAUACUCUGUCCCGACUAUUCCCACAAACACCUGGGUUUGUUUUUCCUUGCCUCUAUCUUGGCGGUUUUCACACUUGUCCUGGUUAUGUAUCUAAUCUAUGGAAGAAUUGUGAAGUGGAUUACAGCCCCUAUCUGGAGGCGGACCGUACUACUGGUGUAUUCCCCAGACUGUGCAGAGUACAAACAUGUUAUCUGCACCUUUGCUUCCUUCCUUCAACGUUUUCUGGGUUGUGAUGUUAUCUUGGACCUCUGGGAUAUGAACACAGUUAGCAAGACAGGAGUCCUCCCUUGGUUUUCCAGAAACAGGGAUAUGGUGGCACAAAGGAAAGGGAAGGUAAUUAUCGUAUGGACUAAGACAAGCACAUUGAUGUAUAAACAAUGGAAAGAAGGUCAGCUGAACACUCUGGCAUGGGGAGACCCAGUAAACCUAUUUGGUGCUGCUAUGUCUUGCUUAAUGAAUGACCUUGAGUUGGAAAAGAAUGGAAAUCUUGAAGACUACACCAUGGUCUUUUUUGAAGGCCUUUGUGAUAAGCAGGAUAUCCCCAGUAAACUGAGGAAAAUCACCAGAUACCACUUGUUUAAAGAACUUGGCCGACUGGUUGUUAAAUUACAGGAAACUAAUGGUUUGUCUACUUCCUGCCUGAUAAAGUCAGGGGCUAAGUAUCUUAUGAGAAAUCUAAUAAGCUCAGAGAAGAGCAGAAGUCUGAAGGAUGUUGUAAAUUUGUAUAGGAAAAAAGUCACUUGUGGAGAAAUUGCUGGUGCAUGGACUAAGGACUAUCAAAGUGUAAAAUGUUGUUCAAAAGCUCCUGAGAAUUAAUAUAUAUAGUACUUUAAAACUCAAGUUCUGUUUUUUUGUUGUUAAAUUUACAAUUUAAUAACAAGUUUACCACUUAUCUGAUCCUACUUUUGUCCUCUGAUUGAAAUUCUGCCAUGUAAUUCAUUAGAGCAUUUAAUUUUUGCAUCAUCGGCCCUCUUUUACUAUGUGUUUAACCCCAGCAAAUAUGUUAAACACACAAGUAAAAUCCCACUAGGGAGCCACAAACUCUUCAACUUAUGAACAAGAAGCUACUGGUGACUGGCGGAUAAUGCAGUGGCUGCUCCUGGUUGGCAAACCAGCAGGUACCUGCUUGGAAGAUGCAAUGUUUGCUGCUCCAGAAAAAUAUUUAACUAUGCAUUUAACCUCCCAUAAACUUGUUAAACACAUAGGUAAUCUAGGGUUACUAAGGCAAACAUGACAUGCUGUAAUGAAUUAUAAUGUCAAUUUUGCUCUAGAAUUUGCUCUAGAAUUUGGAAUAGAACUGGUGAUCAUUAUUAAAUGGGGCAAACAAUGGCAACAGAAUAAGAAACUUUAAAGGGAUGUUAAACUCAAAAUAAUUCUAUCAUGCACAUGAAAAAGUACUGUUUAAAUCCUUAAUGACACAGAUGUACAUGUGCUUAAGGGGAUUUGGCCCUGUAAUAGCUCAGGUCUUGCUAUAAAAGCAGUUGAGUUUUUGUAAAGCUCUAUUGGUGGCAGUGAGUGUGGGCAGUAGGUUAAUAGACCCAGAAAUUCCCCAGUAAAUCUGGAUUUUUUAAUAUGUUUUAUGAAUUCCAGUCCCAGCAAAUGAAGAACUUGAUGCAUUAAACUAAGCAAAGUCUCAGUAUAUAAAUGGGGACAAUUCCACUUCCAAAUUGUGCAACACUAUUAAAAUGCCUCGUUUCCUCACUCCUUGCCUCCUACCCACCCUGGUGUUGUAUAUCACAUCUUAUGGCUUCCCCCUACCUAACACUUGACUACACACUGCUAAAUGUCAGUAUAACAGGAGAACACAGAUAAAGAAGACUAUAGAAAAAAAAUACCUACAGACUACAGACUACUAAAGACAACAGUGUAAAAUCAUAAGCCACAGCGCCCUCUGUGUUGGGAGUACUGCACUGCACACAAUAUUAUUAAACUAAAUACAUACUAAAUAGAACAAGGGACAUACUUAAAGGGACAUUUCAGCACUUUUCUAUCAACUAUCUAAUGUGCAGAUUAUUUAAAAACAUUUAACUUUGCAAUAUAUACUAUUUUACUUAAAUGCUUCAUUUUCUAUAUAUAGCGUUUUUAAAAUUAUAAUUUUUCCUCUGCCCCUUGUUUUUUAUCCAUACCAUAGCAAAUGCACUAAGUCGUAUUAAUAUACGACCAUGGAUGCGCUUCAUGAACGAGUUCUGGUAACGUGCAUCAUGUGCGCAUGUGCGGUGCAUUUGUGACGUUGCACACUACCACUUCACUCCGUAAUGCUGACAAUUCUCAGCUGCAUUGUUACCAGCAAACAACCUUAGUAAGUAUUGUUUUUUAAGCACUUCAGUUAGAGAAUUUUCUCAAUACAGAUUUGUUUAUUAGUAUAACUAUAGUUAGGUAAAUAUUUCUACCUAAAUUAAUAAUUAACGUCAAAAUGUUAUAUUUUUUUCUGUCACAUCUUUUUUUUAAAUUAAACGCUAUACUUUACAAACAUUAAUGAGCCCCAAGCUAUAUAUAAUACAGUAUAUAGACAAUAUUUUUAAAAAUAUACACAUAUGCAUCUGCCUACCACCUCCUGGUAUAUAACUUGUGAGGUGAAAACAAUAGCUAAUGUGCAUGAAUAUGCGCACACUCUGGUUAUUAGUGACUAAUUUACAUACUGAAAAUUAUUGGACAGCCUCAGCAGCCUACAAAAGACUGACAAUAAGGUUUUUCCUGAGGCAUUUUGUGUGAAAGGCAUUUUGUGUGAAUGUAAACAAUAUUUUAUGUUUCACUAAUUUGUUUUUUAUAUAUCUGAUGUGUGACUUCUAUGCAUAAUUAAAUAAAAACAUUUAAGUUGGAAUGUCCCUUUAAAAGGCAGGGACAGGAAGCCAAAAAACGUGACUGUCCCGGGAAAAACUGGACAAUGGGUAACUAUACAGGAUGGCCUGGGGUAUCACAGCCCUCAUUUGAGGGUUUCACAUAUAAUUAAAGGUGGAAACAGCCCAAAUCACUCUUAAAAAAAUAAAUAUAUAUAUUCACCUCCCAUAUACAGUACAUGCCCCUCCAUAGUUAUGACCCAUGACCCCUAUAGCUUUCACCUGCUGCUGAUUAACCUGAACAUUUAAUGUCUGACAAAUAGAUUUAGUGUUCUCUACUCAGCAGGUAUAGGGUAGAUAGCAGAAGAAAAAGCAAAAAAAAAAAAAGUUAGAAAAUAGAUAAAUACCAUAAAUUUGCAAUGCAACAGUAUACUUAAAUGGACAGUGUACCCUAUUUUCUUCUCCCUUUUGAUUCAUUUUAUGUGCUGGUGUGUAUUACAUUGUGUACAAAUAUCUCCUUUUACUUUAUUUCAGCAUUUGAAAUAGCUAAUUUCCAUCUUAAUGGGGGGAGAGUCCACUGCUUCAUUCAUUACUUGUGGGAAUUAAGAACCUGGCCACCAAGAGGAGGCAAAGACACCCUAAAAUACCCUUAAAUACCUCCCCCACUCCCCUCAUCCCCCAGUCAUUCUUUGCCUUUCGUCACAGAAAGUUGGAAGAGAAGUGUCGGAAGAUUCUGAGUAGUCUCUUAUGGAGGUAGCUCAGUUGGUAAAUGCCAUGACUACAAAAAAGCCUGUUUAAAUGAUCCAAGGUAACAGGUUCAAAUCCCGGCAGGUCCAACUCAGUCCUUCAUCUUUCCGAGGUUGAUAAAAUGAGUACCAUUAAAUUGGGUAAUAAUAAUUACUAUUCAGCUGCCGAUUUGGUUAAUUCGAAAAAGCGCUUUGAGUCCCACUGGGAGAAAGGCACUAUAUAAAUACUAGUUGUUGUUGUUGCUAUCCAUCUCAGGGUUCCUCGACUCUGCUGGAUGUCUCAGAUAGAUUAUUCACUGAGGAGGAUAACUCUGAGUUAUCGGAGGAUGUUGCUUCUGGGUCAGAAUCAUCUCCUUCUAAGCCUCCAUCCGUGGGUGAACCAGAUUUUAAAUUUAAAAUGGAGCAUUUGCAUUUUCUGCUGAAAGAGGUGCUUGCUACGUUGGAGGUUCCAGAACCGAAACUAUCGGAGGAACCUUCGAUCCCUAAACUUGUAAGGUUUACGAGGACAGGGUAGUGCCCCAGGCCUUCCCAGUUCCCGUCCAGAUGGCUAACAUUAUUAAGAAUGAAUGGGAGAAACUUGGUUCAUCCUUUUCCCCCUCUACUUCUUUUAAAAAGCUAUUCCCCAUUCCGGAAGCACAGCUUGAACUGUGGGGAACCAUUCCUAAGGUGGAUGGUGCUAUCUCCACGCUCGCUAAGAGAACAACUAUUCCGCUAGAGGAUAGCUCCUCUUUCAAGGAAACCAUGGAUAAAAAGAUGGAGUCCAUGUUGCAGAAGAUGUUCCAACUCAUGGGGUUUGUUUUUCAACCAGCGACGGUCGUAGCUGCAGUGGCUGGUGUGGCUACCUACUGGUGUGACGCUCUAUCAGCAAUGUUUGAGGUGGAGACUCCCCUCAAUGAGAUUCUAGAAUGAAUUAAGGCCUUAAGGGUAGCAUAUUCAUUCAUUUGUGAUGCUAACAUGCAGAUUAUUUGCCUGAAUGUUAAGAUAUCAGGUUUUUCUGUUGUAGCCCGCAGGGCUCUGUGGCUAAAGUCGUGGUCUGCUGACAUGACUUCCAAGUCUCGAUUGCUUUCCCUCCCGUUCAAGGGAAAAGUUUUGUUUAGCCCGGAACUGGAUUCCAUCAUAGCUACGUUUACGGGUGGCAAGGAUGCCUUCUUGUUCAGGAUAAGAAGGCUAAAUCUAAGGGAUCUACUUUUUGUCCCUUUUGUUUGGACAAGUCUCAGCGCCAGCAGCCUGCCGCAAAGUCUGAGCAGUCCAAGGGAUCUUGGAAGCAAGCUAACUCUUGGAACAAGUCCAAGCAGAACAAGAAGCUUGCAAAGUCAAAGUCGGCAUGAAGGGGUCUCCUCUUUUUGUGGAGGCCUGUAGAAGAGACAUUAUAGACCCUUGGGUUCUGGGGUCAUAGCUCAGGGCUACAGGAUAAGUUUCAAGUCAUAUCCGCCCAGAGGCAGGUUCCUCCUGUCAAACAUAUCUUCAAGGCCAGAAAAGAGAGACGCCUUCCUAGGGUGUGUGAGGGAUCUCUCGUCUCUCGGGGUAAUCAUCUCAGUCCCUGCGGCAGAAAGAGGUCUGGGGUAUUAUUCAAACCUUUUUGUGGUCCUAAAGAAGAAUGGCACAUUUUGUCCAAUUCUGGACCUAAAGGCCCUAAUUAAGUUUUUGUCAGUUCCAUCAUUCAAAAUGGAGACGAUAAGGUCAAUUUCGCCCCUGGUUCAAGAGGGGCAAUUCAUGACAACUAUAGACCUGAAGGAUCCUUACCUUCAUGUCCAUAGAGAUCACUUCAGGUUUCUAAGAUUUGCCUUACUGGACCAGCACUUCCAGUUUGUGGCCCUUUUCGUUUGGUUUGGCGAUUGCCCCAAGAGUCUUUACAAAGGUUCUGGGAGCUCUACUCGCGGUAGCGUAAGCCAGAGGGAUUGCGGUGGCUCCUUAUCUGGACGAUAUCCUGGUCCAGGCUCUGUCCUACAGUCUUGCGGAGGAUCACUCAAGAGCUCUUCUCCUUCUCCUUCAGUCCCACGGGUGGAAGAUAAAUGAAGGAAAGAGUUCAUUGGUCCCCAGUAACAGGGUGGAAUUCCUGGGUACGAUAAUAAAUUCUUCAGUCAUGAAGAUAUUCUUGACAGAUCAGAGACAUUGCAUACUUGUGUCCAACUGUCUAACUCUUCAGACAUCCUCCAGGACAUCUGUGGCCAGGUGUAUAGAUGUCAUUCAAUUCACCAGGUUCCAUCUCAGACCUCUUCAGCUGUGCAUGUUGAGACAAUGGAAUGCCGAUCAUUCAGAUCUGGCCCAACAGAUAUCUCUGGACAGACCAGUGAGGGAGUCCCUAUCUUGGUGGACCAGACUGGGGCAGCUUUCACAGGGUACAUCCUUCUUGAGACCAUCCUGGGAAAUUGUGACCUUCGAUGCAAGUCUAUCAGAACAGGAUGGGGAGCUGUUUGGGGUACCAGUAAGGCACAGAUCAGAUGGACUCGAGAGGAGUUGAGUCUACCUAUAAAUAUUCUGGAACUUCAAGCGAUAUUUACUGCACUGAGGGCUUGGCCCCUCCUGGGGUCGUCCCAAUUCAUCAGAUUCCAGUCGGACAACAUUACCUUGAUGGCUUACAUAAACCAUCGGGGGGAACAAGAAGUUCCCUAGCCAUGAGGGAAGUAUCUCUGAUUCUGGAAUGGGCAGACACAAUUGUUCACUCUCAGUAAUCCACAUUCUGGGUGUGGACAACUGGGAAACAAAUUUUCUGAGCAGACAGACAUUUCAUCCAUGGGAAUGGUCUUUCCAUCCCAAGGUGUUCGCAGAGAUCUGCAACAGAUGGGGGACACCGGAGAUAGAUCUCAUGGCGUCCAGAUUCAAUUGCAAGCUACCCAGAUAUGGGUCGGAAUCCAGGUAUCCCCAGGCGGAACUGAUAGAUGCCUUGGCGAUGCCCUGGGACUUCAACCUAAUUUACAUAUUUCCACCGUUGCCACUUUUACCUUGUGUGGUAGCCCGCAUCAAGCAGGAGCAAGCUUUGGCUAUUCUGAUUACUCCGUCAUGGCCGUGGAGGAUGUGGUUUGCAGUUCUGGUGGGGAUGUCAUCUCCGUCCGUUGAGGUUACCUUGUCGCAGGGAUCUGUUGGUUCAAGGUCCUUUUCAACUUUAAAAUCUCGAUUCUCUGAGGCUGACUGCGUGGAGAUUGAACGUCUAGUCUUAGCCAAGAGAGGAUUUUUGGAAAGAGUUAUUGACACUCUAGUUCAGGCCAGGAAUCCGGUCACUCGACGCAUCUACCACAGGGUGUGCAGGACCUACUUGUCCUGGUGUGAGGAUUGAGGAUACCCCUGGCACAAGGUCAGGGUAUCCAGGAUUUUGGCCUUUCUCCAGGACGGUCUGGAUAAGGGUCUUGCUGCCAGUUACCUAAGGGGACAGGUUUCGGCUUUAUCUGUACUGUUGCAUAAAAGGCUUGCAGAGCUUCCUGACAUUCAGUCAUUUGUUCAGGCUCUGGUUAGGAUCAGGUCUGUCUUUAGGAAUUCGGCUCCUCCUUGGAGCUUAAACUUGGUUCUUAAAGUUUUACCGAGGGCUAUGUUUGAGCCUAUGCAUGCGCUUGACAUUAAGAUUCUUUCAUGGAAAGUCCUAUUCCUACUGGCUAUUGCAUCGGCAUGCAGAGUCUCUGAGUUGGCGGCCUUGCAAUGUGAGCCUCCCUACUUCAUUUUUCACGAUGAUAAGGCUGUUCUUUGCACUGAAUUGGGAUUCCUACCCAAGGUGGUGUCAAGUCGUAACAUCAAUCAGGAAAUAGUAGUUCCUUCUCUGCGUCCUAACCCUUCUUCUUCAAAGGAAAGGUUACUUCAUAAUCUGGAUGUGGUUUUGGGCUUUGAAGUUUUAUCUUCAGGCCACGAAGUAGUUCAGACAGACUUCAUCCUUAUUUGUUGUGUAUUCAGGGAAACGCAUGGGACAAAGGGCCUCUGCUACUUUCUCUAUCCUUUUGGUUGAGGAGUAUGAUCCUUCUGGCAUAUGAGACAGCAGGACACAAACCUCCUCAGAGGAUUACGACUCACUCAACUAGAGCUGUGGCCUGUUCUUGGGCCUUUAAGAAUGAGGCCUCUAUGAAGCAGAUUUGUAAGGCGGCCACUUGGUCUUCCUUACAUACUUUUGCAAAUUUUUAUAAAUUUGACGUUUUUGCUUCGGCGGAAGCAGCUUUUGGGAAAAAGGUUCUGCAGGCUGUGGUGCCCUCAGUUUAGGGUCCGCCUCUUUUUGCCCUCACGGUUUUUUCAUUCAGUGUCCUCUAGAGCUUGAGUAUUUGUUCCCACAAGUAAUUAAUGGAGCAGUGGACUCUCCAAUUAAGAUGGAAAACAUAAAUUAGGCUUGCCUGAUGAUUUAAUUUCCAUCUGUGGGAUGAGAGUCCACUGCCCCCGCCCGUUUCUCUGGUGAGCGGACCUAAAUUUAAUUUUAUUCUUCUGGCACCAUUUAUAUAUGAUAUUUCUCCUACUGUUCCUUGUUCCCUUGGCAGAAUGAAUGGGGGAUGAGGGGAGUGCGGGAGGUAUUUAAGCCUUUAGCUGGGGUGUCUUUGCCUCCUCCUGCUGGCCAGGUUCUUAAUUCCAACAAGUAAUGGAUAAAGCAGUGGACUCUCCUCCCACAGAUGGAAAUGAAAUUAUCCGGUAAGCAUAAUUUGUUUUUGUCUGUGGUAUCCCUACCUAUACUAAAAGUUUCUAUAUUUAAGUAUAGGCUGAAGAAAAGCUGUGUAGACAGCCAACAGAAUAAAUUACACACUCAGUAGAAGAGAUAAGCAAUACAAUGUUAAUUUUCAAUUGUUCUCUCUAAGUAUUGGGCUUUUGUUUACAGAGAUAAUAUAAAAAAGCAUGGGUGUGAACAGAAAGUGAUAAAAUAAGGAAAUCUGAUUUCCAUGCAAGCUCAACCCUUUUGAUGGGUUGUGGUUUCAAAGUACAAAAACAACCAUUUCAAAUACAAAAAUAAACAUACAUGAGCAAUUUAUCAUACAUUUUAUACUCUGCCACUGGUAUAAAAAGUCAUUGGAAACAUAUUAAGAUAAAAACAAUGUUAUAGUACAAUGAUCAUUUAAAUAGGGACAAUUACUCCGCUUGGUAGUGAAAAAACACCUCAGGGGGAAAUAAGAAAAAAAAGGACUAAUAUAGCAAAGAUGUGUGACCCCCCCUAGUGUCCACUCGCUCAAUUAAAUAAAAGACUGACAAUCAGUAUUGGGGUGAAAAGGCCGCAUCCCAACUUUAUUAAAACUUUAUAAAUAUAAUAAAUAGCAAAUUAACCAUAACCAGAGUGCUUGCCCACAUAACACAUGGGUUGACAUUGACAAGCUCAGCCAACACACCCCACAGUUGUGCCACUCUCCCCUGCUACCCAACAGGAUGUACCACUAUCCACUCAUUGACCUAAAAUAGGUAAACAUCUGCAACCCACUCAAUGCAAAAACCAACAACAUAAACAUUGGAGAGGGAUUGAUCAAACACAAACUGCUGCCCACUUUCUGCCUAACCCCUUACUUAAAGGGAUAUUCCAGCCAAAAUUGGAAACUCAAUUUGUUAAUUGAUGAGGAUACAAGUCCCACUGAUGAUCUGAGCAGCUGUAUUAUUUUAAAUGUGGGUGCAGUGCGAAUAUCUAGCUAUGCUUCACAUGCACGUGCAGAGAAAAAUGUUAACACUAAAACAGUGAUAACUUUUACUAGAAGCAUUUUUGCCAAUACAUUUAUAUUGCAAAUAUGUUUCUAUUCAAAGAUGUAAUAAAUCUAUGUGCAUUUAAAUUUUGACUGGAAUGUCCCUUUAACAGCUCUCUCACUGCACCCACCUCACCUACAGUUGACCCUACCCUUUUGCGGGCCACAGGGGGAGGGGGGUCCUUCCAUGCUCUCAUGCAGGUAGCAUUAGUAGCAAAAAAGUUUUAAAUAAAAUAUAUCGCUCAAAACUGAAAUUUCUGGUGAUCUACUGAUAGUAACCCUUGUGUUCCUCUUAAAACAACUUAUGUGAAAUAAGGAAAGCUGUUAUCUCUUUGAAUUACUUGUAUGCUGUCUGUUUUGUGUCAACAAGAAGAAUCAUAACUAUGUAUAUGCUAAUUUAUGUAAUUAAAAACUAAAUUCUAGAACAUUCAUCCAAGGGUGUCCCAAAGUACAAAGUUUUGAGAGUCAGAGCCAUAGACAAGCUGAAAUAAAUUGCUUUUUCAUAAAACUCACCCAAGCAGUUCCAGAGUUAAAGGGAUAGUAAACCCCAAACAAUCUUCUAUGAUUCAAAUAGAACAUACAAUUUUAAACAACUUUCCAAUUUACUUCUAUUAUCAAAUUUGCUUCAUUCUUUUGUUAUCCAUUGCUGAAGGAACAGCAUUACACUACUGACAGGAAGCUGAACACAUCUAAUUAGCCAAUCACAAGAGACAAAUGUGUGCAGGCACCAAUCAGCAGCAGCUCCCACUGAUGUAUGAUAUGUGUGUAUUUUUUUUCAACAAGGGAAAACAAGAGAACUAAGCACAUUUGAAAACAGAAGUAUCUUAAAAUUACAUGCUCUAUAUGAAUCAAGCAAGUUUAUUUUUGACUUUCUUAUCCCUUUAAAUGUAUUCCACCUUUUUAUAUAUGAAGUAAGUCAUUUGGAUUUUACAAAUGUAUAAAAUUAAAAUAUAAUAUAUGUGUGUGUGUAUCACUUUAAAUAUAUGCUUAUAAAUAUGCCUGUGUAUAUGUAUAUAUAUUGUAAAUGUUCUAACCUCCUUUUAAAGAAAAUAUAAAAAAUAAUAUUUUCUACCUUAUAUAAGGAUCAUUCAGAAUCUUCAUGGAAAUUAUUUAUCUAUUCAAGACAAGUUUUCUAUUUUACCUCAUUUCAUGACAUUUUCUGUAAAAAAAUCAACUGACAUGAAUUCCAAUCUUUUUGAAAAAUACACAGAGCUGUGUUUAAAUACGUUUGGUUUGUCUAAGUAGUUUUUUUUUUUUUUUUUUUUUUUUACAGCCAAGUAGAUUUAUUUUUUUAUUUUAUAAAAAAAAAAGAAAAAGUGUUGUCUUUAAGGUGUGGACUGAGCAUGCACAAAACUUUAACAAAAAAGUUGGUGACAGCCAAGAUAUACCACUUGAAACAGUCAAAGACAAAACUUUAUUAAGUCCAAUGUGUAAGAGUUGGAAUGUGCAAAAAAUUAAUAAUAAAAACUGCAAAAAGUAAA